ACCAUACAAAGGGAUGGACAGAUCUUUCUGCAUAAGAAUGAAGUCUACACUCACGAAGCGUGGGUGCCAUUUUAAAAGUUCAGGCUAUAGGGUAGUGUUGGUCCUGUCUCACAUGAGACCUCAGUACAAUUUCUCCGGUCGCAAGCAACAGGGGGCUGGGGCAGGGCCACAAACUGUUAUGGGCAUGGUGGCCAUGGCCAUCGCCUUGCCGCCCCCUUCCAUCAACGAGGUGAGACUAGAGAGUGAUAUGUUUGUGACCAGGCUGACAUUCGAAUUCAGGAUUGCACAUUGCGAACCGAG
This is a messenger RNA of Parasteatoda tepidariorum (common house spider), 300 nucleotides long. The record is from RefSeq and is a predicted model, not a curated record. Lineage: Eukaryota; Metazoa; Arthropoda; Arachnida; Araneae; Theridiidae.